AUGUCAAAUUUUGUUGAAGAAAAUUUGGAAGCAUGGAGUCUUUCUGAAUAUAUUGAGAAAUUUAAAGAUGAGCAAAUUGGCGAGGAGACAUUCCUAUAUAUGCCCGAAUCUAUGAUAAAGGAAUUAAUUCCUAUAAUCGGAAAGCGUUUUUGUUUUCUCCAAAAUCGAAAAAGAUUGCUUCAAAGUGAAAAUGAAAGUUUAGUUGAAAUCUCAAAUAAAUUGCAUAGAACUGAUUGCGAAGAUAUGAUUAUAGCAAACAGUUCUUCGAUAAAUUCAUUUCAAGAUCAUGGAAAGAUUCUAAAAGAAUUACUCUCUGAAUCAGGUGGUAAAAUUUUUAGGCCAAACACGAUUAACUUCAUCAGAUCGAAAUAA
Cataglyphis hispanica is the source of this 372-nucleotide messenger RNA. RefSeq lists its product as uncharacterized. The transcript has 4 exons. The record is from RefSeq and is a predicted model, not a curated record. NCBI's taxonomy places the organism in Eukaryota, Metazoa, Arthropoda, Insecta, Hymenoptera, Formicidae. Bases 1 to 372 code for a protein of 123 amino acids.